AUGUCUUCUUCGCUUACAUCCUCCAACAACAACAUGACAACAACAACACAACCGGACUGGGUGGGUUCCGUGAAUUUGAAUACGAUGAAUUGGGACCACCAACUCUACUAUUGGAUUCGAUCCAAUUUCUCAGAAUAUGAAAUUACAACCCUCGUGUCCAUCGUUUAUAUUUUCGUGCUGUACUUUGUCUUGUCCUUGCCAUGGUAUCUCAUCAAGAAAUUCAAACCUUCAUUCCUGUACAAGUAUAAAUUACAACCUGAUAAAGAGGAAGAACGACAAACCGAUUGGGGUUGUAUCUUUCAAUUGAUUGUGAACCAUUUGCUCAUUUAUCCCAUGCUGAUGGUUGGCCAUCCAGUUCUUAAAGGGAUUGGUGUAAGCUAUGAUUUGGCUCUUCCAUCAUGGACUGAUAUGAUUGGUCGCUCAUUGAUUUUCCUUGUGAUUGAAGAUACUUGGUUCUACUGGAUUCAUCGUUUCUUGCACACUGAUUUUGGUUACAAGUAUAUUCAUCGUGUGCAUCAUGAAUAUCAAACACCUAUCGGAUAUUGUUCAUCCUAUGCAAGCGUUGUUGAAUUUGUUCUUUUGGGUGUUGGUUCUUUCAUUGGACCUCUCUUGAUUGGUGUUCCUCAUAUUUUCGGAUGGUGGGUAUGGAUGACAGUUCGUCAAAUUGAAGCCAUUGAUUGUCAUACCGGAUUCCAUUUCCCAUGGUGUGUCAGUAAUAUCAUUCCAUUCUACUGUGGAGCUAUUCAUCAUGAUCAUCAUCACAAGACAUACUCGGGAAAUUAUGCCAGCACUUUUACUUGGUGGGAUUGGAUGUGUGGAACCGAUAAGAGUUAUCGUGAAUGGCUUGCCAAGCAAGAAAAGAAGCAAAAGAUUAAGGAAAACUAG
Molecule: messenger RNA, 885 nt
Organism: Naegleria lovaniensis
Lineage: Eukaryota; Heterolobosea; Eutetramitea; Acrasida; Naegleriidae
Exons: 1
Coding region: 1-885 (294 amino acids)
Biological process (GO): sterol biosynthetic process
Molecular function (GO): C-4 methylsterol oxidase activity; iron ion binding
Source: RefSeq, a predicted model, not a curated record